Molecule: messenger RNA, 1219 nt
Organism: Aplysia californica (California sea hare)
Lineage: Eukaryota; Metazoa; Mollusca; Gastropoda; Aplysiida; Aplysiidae
Product: methyltransferase-like protein 23
Exons: 6
Coding region: 198-878 (226 amino acids)
Cellular component (GO): cytoplasm; nucleus
Source: RefSeq, a predicted model, not a curated record
CUAGCGUACAUGUUUCUCCAGAAAAGGUACCAAAAAAAGCCAAAACUUCAAAGUGUUAGGCCUUGGCCUACACUAGCCUACACACAGAAUUGCCUACAGUACAAGAAAUAGCCUUGGCUUCAACCACAAUGUAAUUGUUUCUUCAGGCUUCAUUGCCUUCAGGAUCAUCUUUGGAGAGUAUAACCGUUAUGUAAAAUAUGAGUGUUACAUCCAUCAAGGAGUUCACUUUUCGUGACCUUGCAACCUCUGAAAGUUUGUCUGUGAGAAUACCUGAGGUGGUUGAUGCUUCCUAUGGGCUAUACGUGUGGCCAUCUGCCCCUGUCCUGGCACAGUACACCUGGCUCCACAGACACAAAGUAAGAGGCAAGUCUGUUCUGGAGAUUGGAGCUGGCACUGGCCUGCCGGGGAUUGUAGCAGCUAAAUGCGGUGCACGUGUCACGCUGAGUGACUCAGUAGCUCUUCCACAGUGCAGGGACAGGUGCAGAUCAAGUGCAGAAGCAAAUGGCUUGUCAGAUGUUUCUGUGAUGGGUAUUACGUGGGGAUUUAUCUCCCCUGACCUUAUGGACCUCCCGAGCCUGGACCUCAUCUUGGCCUCCGACUGCUUUUAUGAUACUAAAGAUUUUGAAGAUGUAGUGAUGACUCUGUCUUGCCUAUUGCAUCAGAACCCACAUGCUGAGGUGUGGUGUGCGUACCAAGUGAGAAGCCCAUCCAAAACCAUAGAGCUUCUCUUGUCCAAGUGGAAGCUACGGGGAGAGCAAGUGCCUUUACCAGAUAUGACCACCGUCCAGUGCUCUGUGACUUCCCAUGCCCAACAGGAAGUGCUUCUGUUUGCGUUGCGCUUGAAUACAGCAGCUGCCCUUGAAGACGCCCUCUCCUGAGUCUGAUGACAGGAUUUUGGAAAGUCAAAGUAACGUUGAAGUUAACAGUUAUGUGUUCCUCUGUGGCUGAAAGCUAAUACAGCUUCACGGGAACUCCUUCGUUUGCCAGUCAAUAUAUUUUAGAUCAUUUGACCCCCAAAGGGUCUGUCCUUUGCACACUCAGUUCCUGCUGAAGGUCAAGAACUCUUUUGCCGCUGGGUCACCUGAAAAUAAUAACCUUUGCUGAGCCCUUAGUGAGGAGGUGAGAAACUGCUUGUCAUUGAAUCAGGGCCGCCAAGUUAGGAAAAAUUACUCGAGGGACACAUCGGACUUCUCAGGGCUACAUGACUUAUAAGACUUAA